GAAACUUUUUUGCAGUUGUUGAAAAAGGGAAUUAGUAGCCAUCACAGUUGCAGAUGCAACCACAUAUGGGUAUUAGCGGUGGAGGAGGAGGAGGAGGAGGUGGUGGUGCCGGUGGUUUUGAAACCACAAGGCUUUCAAGGUUCCGGUCAGCUCCGGCGCCUUGGUUUGAUUCUCUGCUUCAAGAUGACGAGCUUAUUCCACAAACCCAAUGUCUCUCUCAAGCUCCUGUGAACAGUUCAUCAACACCCAGUUUCAGGAACUCUGAAAAUUACAGUUCUGCCGAGUCUGACCCCAACUUCUUCCAGACCUCCAUGGCUGCUCCUAGUCACAGUUUCUUCAGACAGAACAGUUCUCCAGCGGAAUUUUUUUCUCAGUUGAAUUCAUCUUCAGGUCUUGGGGGUGAUGAAUUCGUUUCAAGUUUUAUGGGUAGUCACGAGUUUCCUCCGUUGCCUGAUUUUACCUCAAAUAAGCGAGGAAGGGAGAGAAAUUCUGAGCAAGAAGCAGCUGAUUUGGCUCAAGUGAGAGGAGAGCACAGUGGCAAUUCCCAAGGUGGGAUGUCUGGUUUCUUGGAUAUGGAGAUGGAGAAGCUUUUUGCGGAUUCUGUUCCUUGUAGAGUUAGAGCAAAGCGUGGCUGUGCGACUCAUCCUCGCAGCAUCGCAGAGAGGGUUCGUAGGACUAGAAUCAGUGACCGGAUAAGGAAGCUUCAAGAGUUAGUGCCCAAUAUGGACAAGCAAACGAAUACUGCAGACAUGUUGGAGGAAGCAGUUGAGUAUGUGAAGCUCCUACAGAAACAGAUUCAGGAACUCUCUGAGCAUCAGAGGAAAUGCAAGUGCUCAGGUAGAGAAUAGUCAGAAGAGAUAUAGAGCAGUGUUUUUUUGUCAAUCCUCUAGUCUAAAUACCCGAGGAUAAUCGGGACUUGUUAUUAUUCUCAUCUCCCAAAAUCCCAUCUUCUUGUCAUGGGACUUCCAAUCAUCUGUGUGAAAUUCUUCAGCAGUUGUAGAAGUAGGAGCUGGUUGGACAGAAGACCAUGAUGAAGAUGAAAUGCUUGUUAAAGACAACAGCUAGAACUUAAUUUUCUCUAAGCUACAGAAUUUGAAAUUUCUGGAUCUUUAUGAAUGUGAAAUAUUUCCCAUGUAUCAUCACUAAAUUAACUAACAGCAGAUCUUCUUC
Messenger RNA from Telopea speciosissima, 1170 nucleotides. Its product is annotated as transcription factor bHLH80. Gene Ontology annotation, biological process: regulation of transcription by RNA polymerase II. The transcript has 5 exons. Gene Ontology annotation, molecular function: RNA polymerase II cis-regulatory region sequence-specific DNA binding; DNA-binding transcription factor activity, RNA polymerase II-specific; protein dimerization activity. Bases 54 to 848 code for a protein of 264 amino acids. The record is from RefSeq and is a predicted model, not a curated record. Gene Ontology annotation, cellular component: nucleus. Lineage: Eukaryota; Viridiplantae; Streptophyta; Magnoliopsida; Proteales; Proteaceae.